AUGUCCAAGGACCUUUCAUCACAUAAUGAAAGCCUCUCAGACCGCGAGACGCGGCCAUUCGUGGAGGAUCCAGCCUUGGAGAAGAGGUUGGUAGCAAAGUUCCGAACGCAUGCCUAUGAUGCUAAUGUCGGCAGGAUCCUUCGCAAGGUUGACAUGCGCCUCAUUCCGAUGCUUUCCGUCAUGGUGGUACAUUCUGAACUAAUUGCAUAUGUCGGCGUUAACAAAAAGGAGCAUUUGUUUGGUUUACGCUUUUGCCUUGGACUUCUUGAGGCAGGCUACUUUCCGGGAGUGCUCUUGUUCAUGAGCAACUGGUACAAGAAGAGCGAACUUGCACGACGUUUUUCCAUCUUUUACUGUGCUUCACUGGUAUCUGGUGCUGUUGGUGGGCUCAUUGCUGGUCUGAUCACAGAUAACAUGCAGAAUCGUGACGGUCUACCAGCAUGGAAGUGGCUGUUCCUGAUCGAGGGCUGUCUGACAGUUGGCUUCGCCACCAUAGCCAUAUUUAUUCUUCCCGACUUCCCCGCUACAACAAGGUGGCUCACCGCCGAAGAGCGCGAAUAUGCCAUUAGCCGUCUCGAGAAUGAUCAUAAUUCGACACAGGCUGGCAAUCUGAGCCACCUGCAAAGUUUUCUGCACGCUGUUCGCGACUGGAGGUAG
Molecule: messenger RNA, 657 nt
Organism: Metarhizium acridum CQMa 102
Lineage: Eukaryota; Fungi; Ascomycota; Sordariomycetes; Hypocreales; Clavicipitaceae
Source: RefSeq, a predicted model, not a curated record